GUUGGCUUUGACCGUGGUUGGAAGCGGAUAAUGCUUGUAGCUAGCCAUAUUGGUAGCCAGCUAGUGAUUCGGGGGACACCCCAUGCGAUUGAUUUAGAAGUAUUUGGUUAGAAUUUUUUUAUUAGCAGGUGAUUUGUUUCAGUAUCAGUUUUUUCAAAAUGGAAGACACUGGACUCGUCAUGGCCCUAAAUCAGGUUUUUGCAGGGUCUCGCCAUGUCAUCUGCUGUGCACUAUGAAGAUGAUCUACUGAUGAAAGAAUACUUCAAUAUGAUGACUGAUAUGAUAGUGUUGUGUGGCACACUUGCCCUCUCUCUUUCCUUCUGGAUCAUAUCCAUCGUUGGGAGCACGUAUUAUGGCACGUUGCAGCCGGUGUCUCCAUGGCGAUGGUUGUUCUCCAUCCUGAUUCCCUUGGGGAUAUCCACCAGAGCUCUGAAGAGGAAGAGCCUGGACCACAGUGGAUGGCUUGGAGCCCUGCUGGUUGGCUUUAUUCUGACCAUGGCCAACUUCAGCUUCUUCUGCACUCUGCUGUGCUUUUUCAUCACCUGCUCCAAGCUGACCCGUUGGAAGGGAGAGGUCAAGAAGAAGAUCGAUGCCGACUACAAAGAAGGUGGCCAGAGGAACUGGAUACAGGUGUUCUGUAAUGGGGGGGUGCCCACAGAGCUGGCCCUGCUCUACAUGAUAGAGGUGGGGCCGGGGGAGAUCCCUGUGGACUUUGGGAAGCAGUACACUGCUUCGUGGAUGUGCCUGUCUCUUCUGGGGGCCCUGGCCUGCAGCACCGGGGACACAUGGGCCUCAGAGGUGGGCCCCGUCCUCAGCCAAUCACAGCCCAGGCUUAUCACUACCUGGAAGGAAGUCCCGGCAGGGACGAAUGGGGGCGUUACCACCGUGGGUUUAGUGGCCAGCUUCCUGGGUGGGCUGGCAGUGGGAGUCGCUUAUUUUAUAUCUCAGCUUCUAUUCGUCAAAGACCUGCACCUGGCAGAUCCUCAGUGGCCACUCAUUGUGUAUGGGGGUGUGGCCGGGUUGAUAGGCUCCCUUCUGGACUCUUUCUUGGGGGCCCACAUGCAGUAUUCAGGUAUUGAUGCAACUACAGGGAAGGUGGUGAAUCAUGAGUCUGUCACAACUAAAAGGAUUUGUGGGAAGCCUAUCUUGGACAACAACGGGGUCAACCUGUUCUCCUCCAUCCUCAUUGCCCUCAUCCUACCCAGCCUGGCAUGGCCUCUCUGGCCACGGUAGGGACCUGGCUGGGAGCCUAGCCCAGGACCUGGUUCCACACUAGCGUAGCUGUCUUCAGGACUUUCAGUUUUAUACAAGGGUGUAGGGGGGAAAAGGGUCUUCAUUGUUUUGAGCCUUUUGUGAGUAUCUUAGGUUUGAUCAGUGAUUCUGAAACAAAUACAAAGAAAAGUGAGAGUUAAUUUAGCUACACCAACUCCCCAGUUUAAAAUCUCAGUGAAUUUAACUUAAAGUGAGUUGAUGUUUUCUAACUAAAGUAACAUAUUUACUUUGAGGAGGGGAUCCAAGAGGCCAUGAUCUUUAAUGCACGUUUUGUACACUUGGAAGACAAUCAGGUGCGCAGACUUUUUUUUACAAAAAAUUGCAAUGUCAAAAAACAUGGGAGAGCAUGAUGCAUCAUGCCUUGCUAACAUGACCUUUAGUAUGACACCUAUGUUUUUUUGACACCUUAAUUAUUAUCCAUGAUUAUGUUUUACAUGAUGUACAUCCUUAAAUGUGCUGUUGUUCACCUUCCAUGACAGAAACACAGGUGCAAAAGGCAUCAUGCUUUGUUGCUAGGUUAGUCAUCUUUAGAAUGGCUUAAAACCUGUAUACCUGAGAGGCUCUACUCACCCAUUGUUAACUUGUGAUUGUGACGUCAUGGAGAAAGACAUGGCAAGUGAUUGUUGUGAUGUGACACUGGUAGAACCACGUGAUCAAAUAGACGUAUUUGUAAUUGAAACUAAGAACUUGAAAGCAUUCAGGGUUUGUAUGAAGCACAACUGGAAUAAAAUGCUUCCUAGAUUUUGA
Molecule: messenger RNA, 2019 nt
Organism: Osmerus eperlanus (European smelt)
Lineage: Eukaryota; Metazoa; Chordata; Actinopteri; Osmeriformes; Osmeridae
Gene: tmem19
Product: transmembrane protein 19
Exons: 7
Coding region: 214-1233 (339 amino acids)
Cellular component (GO): membrane
Source: RefSeq, a predicted model, not a curated record